AUGAGUGGCACAUAUACACCAGGCACUGUUCCAACAGCACCAUAUGGAUGGAAUCAGCAAAUAAGUGUUUCACCAGCAAGUCCUUACACCCCACAACCCGAAUUUGUGAAGGCACCAUAUGAACUUAUUACCACUGUUGUUCCUGUUGGCCCCCAUAGUACCCGAAUGGUCUGCUCCUUUUGCCGAAAAGAGAUAACUACAAAAAUACAUAAAAAACCGAUUACAAAGGCUUAUAUAUCCAGUUUAUUGUGUUGUGUGUUUGGAUGUUUUUGGGGUCCUUGCUUAAUACCGUUUUGUAUGGAUCAAUGCUUAAAUGUUGAACAUAAAUGCCCUAAAUGUGAAGUUUAUUUAGGGCAGUAUAUACAAUAG
Messenger RNA from Macrosiphum euphorbiae (potato aphid), 369 nucleotides. NCBI's taxonomy places the organism in Eukaryota, Metazoa, Arthropoda, Insecta, Hemiptera, Aphididae. The record is from the annotation of a GenBank genome assembly.